Messenger RNA from Periophthalmus magnuspinnatus, 543 nucleotides. Its product is annotated as alcohol dehydrogenase 1-like. The record is from RefSeq and is a predicted model, not a curated record. The coding region runs from base 1 to 516 and encodes 171 amino acids. Gene Ontology annotation, cellular component: cytosol. Gene Ontology annotation, biological process: formaldehyde catabolic process. The transcript is spliced from 3 exons. Lineage: Eukaryota; Metazoa; Chordata; Actinopteri; Gobiiformes; Gobiidae. Gene Ontology annotation, molecular function: zinc ion binding; S-(hydroxymethyl)glutathione dehydrogenase [NAD(P)+] activity.
AUGCAGAGGAUGAUGUAUCAGACGGACAGUAAGAACGAUGCAGAAGAGGAGAGCAGAACUCCAGGGUCAACUGUAAAGGGAAAAAAAAUUCUGCAGAUUGGUGGGCUUGGUACUUUUACGGAGUACACUGUGGUUCAACAAAUUAACUUGGCUAAGAUCCACCCUGACGCUCCCCUGGAUAAAGUGUGUCUCAUCGGCUGUGGGAUUUGCACUGGAUAUGGAUCAGCUGUUAACACAGCUAAGGUAGAGGAGGGCUCCACCUGUGCUGUGUUUGGCCUGGGAGCUGUGGGUCUUGCUGCAGUUAUGGGCUGUAAGGCGGCAGGAGCCAAGAGGAUUAUUGCUGUGGACACAAACCCUGAGAAGUUUGAGAAAGCCAAGAUUUUUGGAGCCACUGACUUUGUGAACCCCAAGGACCACAGCAAACCCAUCCACGAGGUUCUGGUGGAGAUGACCAACGGAGGAGUGGACUUCUCCCUGGAGUGUGUGGGGAAUGCAUCUGUCAUGGUGGGUAGUUAGAAAUAACUUCAACUUCACUUUUCUCUG